Dermacentor albipictus is the source of this 1784-nucleotide messenger RNA. RefSeq lists its product as uncharacterized. Lineage: Eukaryota; Metazoa; Arthropoda; Arachnida; Ixodida; Ixodidae. The record is from RefSeq and is a predicted model, not a curated record.
GAAAGAAGAAGAUGAAACCGGGAGCUCUCCGCGUGCCAGUCGCGUUCGCCGGCGUCCCGAGUCGUAUAUGCCUGGUGUCCGUCACGACCGGCCUGCAGCACCGAGGCUUCUACACCGAAGUAAACUACUGAAAACCGUAGACACACUUGUUAUAAUGAGGCCAGACAUCUCCAAGGAGCACCCCCUUGGCCCCGACAACAGGCUGCGCUGGCUGACGGCUGCCAGCCUGGCCACGUUCCUGGUCCUCUGCAUCGCCAUCACUGCCUACUUCAUAUACGCUGGCUCGUCGCGACCAACAUCCGCCCCUCGCCGUUACCCGCGGCUGGCAUCUCCGGGUGCACCCGCACCAGCCGAGGAACGGGCAGCCACAGAUGCGCAGCCCGUGGUGCCACCGAAGAAAUGGGUGAUCUACCACGACGCCCCGAUUCGUGUGACGCCCAACGUGCUGUUGUGCGCCACCAGCGGCCGCGGGACCGAGAAGCUGUCCGAGGCCCUGGACGCCUACUGCACGCACGUCAUCUACACCGGACCGCUCGCCAUAAAGCGGACGCCGGGAAGCGGCAACCUCUUCGUGGAUGUCCGAGACAACGAGGGCUACCGCGUGUUCGCCGGCCUGUCCAAGACCCACGAGCGAUACGUGUCGUUCCGCUGGAAGGCCGCCUCGUGGAACGAGGGCGACGUCCUCCAGGCGCUCGUCGCCUACCUGCGCUUCAACCGGCUGCGGGGCAUCGAACUGGUCAUGAGCAGCCACACCGAGAGGAGCAAGCUCGUGCGGUUCUGCGAGAACUUCGUGCAGAAGAUGAGGACCAACGCGAGCCUCAUCUUGCGUGUACAGAAGGCGGUGCAGCUCAACAAGGUCCUUUUCAAAAGGCUGGCCAGUCUGCCCGCGUACUUGAUCCUGGAGACGCAAGCGGUGAACCUGCCCGGCCUGCAGACCAGGCGCUUCCCGAACGCGUACCAGCCUUUCGCUGGUUCGCACAAGAACGACGUCUACAUGAGGUACCGGCUGUGGCAGGUGCACCCAUGGCGUCGUCACCUGCACCUGGACAACGUGUGCUUCACCAUUUCCAUGGCCGUCAUCAAGGCCCGCAAAGGACCCACCAGAAACAGAGUGCUCGAGUACUCCUACACCGGCAUAAAGGAGCCCUGCGAGCAGAGCUCCAUGAAGAAAGGCGUCGACUGGAGGGCGCUGUCACGGUUCCGCGAGAACCGAACCACCUACUAUGCCUACGACAACAAGCAGACCCUCACCAACAAGCUGUGGCGCUUGGCUCACGAGUUCCCGCGCUACUGCGUCGCCGCGUACGACGUCGAGAAGGACGACUUCGAGGGCGUCUGCCCCAAGAAGAGCGCGCCCCUGCUAGGCGUCGUCAAGAAGCUCGUCACGUCCACCCAGCGAGCACGGCUGGACUGACGCGCCGAGCCCGCGCGUGGUGGUCCCGGUCCUUGUCCGCCAAGUGGUCGGGGAGGACCGGGGGCUGAGACCACUCGUUCGGCAAGACGGCUAUAUCGGAUGCCAGCGUUUCGCGUCGCUUUUUUUUUUGUAAAGCAAGAAAGUAUCGGAAACUACGCCUUCGGCUGCGUUUCACUUGAGUGCCAGCUCCAUAGUUUUCGUACACGAAGGAUCGCACGCGGUCGGUCAUAGUCAGUCGUGUUUGUUUUUUUACCAAUUUUUUUUGCUUUCGACGUACCGACUUGGGGGUACCGAUCAAGGUGCAGGCAUCGAAGCAUAUGUGACGGUAACUGUUUUCAAUGUAGUUAAUAAAUGUGCAUUUACGCUGCUA